AUGCCUUCUCUCGAUAUCAGUCAUACGACCAGCCUCGCCUCGAACGGUAACAGCAUGACCAACGGCAAGUCCAAAUCUUCAACCCAACAACCUCUACCUGAAGCGCACCAAAAGGCGCUGGACGCCUGUCGCGUCAACCUGAUCAAGGAGAGGCUCUCGCAUCGUCAACUCUGUCAUUCGCUCUCGGUCCGUUUCGUCAAGGAUCCCGAGAUCGCGGUCAUGGCCGCCGACGCCGGUUUCCAAGGCAUACUCGUCGAUCUCGAGCAUUCGACGUUGAACCUGGCAGACGCGGCGGCGAUCAGCUGCGCUUGUCUUUGUCGAAUCCUAUUGUUCUCCAACACGUCUAUUGUUCUCAGAACAAUAGACCGCAUGGAACAAUAA
Molecule: messenger RNA, 381 nt
Organism: Filobasidium floriforme
Lineage: Eukaryota; Fungi; Basidiomycota; Tremellomycetes; Filobasidiales; Filobasidiaceae
Exons: 1
Coding region: 1-381 (126 amino acids)
Molecular function (GO): catalytic activity
Source: RefSeq, a predicted model, not a curated record